Molecule: messenger RNA, 4149 nt
Organism: Xyrichtys novacula (pearly razorfish)
Lineage: Eukaryota; Metazoa; Chordata; Actinopteri; Labriformes; Labridae
Source: the annotation of a GenBank genome assembly
AUUUCCCAGAAGCCGUAGCGGCAGCGGUUCUGUGACAUAACACAACAAGGUAAACAUGGCGGCUGUCGGAGCCUUAGGUAGAAUUGGCAAAUUGAGCUCCAGCAUCUGUAGGAACCAUCGUUUAAUAUUUAACAGGAGCCCGCACAGACGAGGGAUAGCUACGUGUAUCGACCGUAAGUGCCGCUGAACACGAACAGUCAAUUCUGAGCCGUUUUAACGUAAUUUCACCGUUUUUCCAUGUGAUAAAAUCUGACACUUCAUAUUAAUUUGUUCGGUAAUACACCUCUGCUGUUACGAACUGUUACACAGCAGCUUACAAACAACACAGGUAACAGCUGUUUACUGUUAUUACGAGAGGAUACACGCAUCCUGAUUAAUGUUAACGUUAAUACUUCUUAGCUCAGCUCUCAUUGGUUAGUUCUACUCCUCUUGGUCUUCCAGUCAGGAGGCAGAGGGAGCCACACACCCCUUAUCACUACUCUACCUUUUAAGCAGGUUUUCAGUGAUUUAUACAAAUAUCAGAUCGAUAUUUUUGAAUCUAAAUGAUUCAAAGUGUAGAAACAAAAAAUAUGUUUUGUAAGAGAUCUGUAAAUUUAACUCUAGUUUACAUUCAUAGUACGCCACACCUGUAUUUGUGAUCAUUUCAUCUGAAAUAUUCUCUCUUUUUUUCCACAGCCGCUCAUGGACUCAGUGAUGAACAGAAAGAAUUUCAAAAAAUGGCCUUCGACUUCGCAGCCAAUGAAAUGGCUCCACACAUGGCAGAGUGGGACCAGAAGGUGCGUUGAAGCAAGUGAGAUGUUGUCAAAGCGGCAUAUUCAUGCUUGCUGUUUUGCAGUGACAUCUUACCAAAUCAAAUCCCAAUUACCGUAAGGUCUGAUACUGGUAAAUGUGCCCUAAUUUAUCCAUUGUUGACAUGUCCUUUUUCCAAUCAAACAUCAGUAUUAUUUUCACAAAUGGGCAUUUUCUCCUCCAGGAAAUUUUUCCAGUUGAGACCAUGCGGAAAGCAGCCCAGCUAGGGUUUGGUGGCAUCUACGUCCAGCCCGAUGUUGGAGGAUCAGGCCUCUCCAGACUGGAUACGUCUAUAAUCUUUGAGGCUUUGUCUACAGGAUGUGUUAGCACAACAGCCUACAUCAGUAUACACAAGUAUGAUCCCCAUGAUAUGGCUGUAAUGGCAUGCAGAUUUUUGAAGUUUGAUUAGUUCAAUCUUUAACCUUUAUUAGGACCACAAGAAUAAUAUAUGUGUCAAUUUUAUGCAAGUUAUGUUUUUAUGCUCCUCUCUUUGCAGCAUGUGUGCCUGGAUGAUCGACACAUUUGGAAAUACUGAACAAAGGGAGAAGUUCUGUCCCAUUCUCUGUUCGAUGGAAAAGUUUGCCUCUUAUUGUCUUACAGAACCAGGUCAGCCUUCACAUUUAACAAUAAAAAAAACUAAGAAACUCCUAAAAUUUCAAAACUUUUCCAGGUGUAAUAUAAUUGUAGAGAUGUAAAACAUAAAAACGUCUCAACUUUACAUCAGGCAGUGGCAGUGAUGCCGCCUCACUUCUUACCUCUGCACAGCGAAAAGGAGAUCACUACAUCUUAAAUGGUUCUAAGGUAAUAACCCACCUGUCUAAACAUGUUUUACAACUUCAAAUAAUUUAUUAAAUAUACAAAAGUAAUCCAUAAACACAUCUUGUGAUUUAGGCGUUCAUCAGCGGAGGAGGAGACACAGACGUCUAUGUUGUGAUGUGCAGAACUGGAGGUAAAGGACCCAAAGGAAUCUCCUGUUUGGUGGUAGAAAAAGGAACCCCGGGCCUCAGUUUUGGCAAAAAAGAACAAAAGGUAAACUUCAUAAAUGCAGAGACAACAGUCAGCUCCGGCUGUAUGUACACUUCAGACAUUAUCUGCUAUGUAGCAGUUAACCACUAGAUGGCAGAGCCAAGUCAAAGUCACUCAGCUGUGAUUUAAUCCCUGCUGCAGGUGGGUUGGAACUCUCAGCCGACCAGAGCGGUGAUAUUUGAGGAUUGUGCCGUUCCAGUGACCAACAGGCUCGGUGAGGAAGGUCAAGGGUUUAGUAUCGCCAUGAGGGGCCUGAACGGAGGAAGGAUCAAUAUCGGUGAGGACAGAUACACACACACACAGUGAACAGACAUUAAUAUAUGUGACUUUUUGACAUUGAAUUUUGGGGGUUUGCCGCUACAGUCUCACCUGGUCUGGUCCUACCUGCGCCUAAAAUUUGGCCAUGCUUGUCGUCUUUAAAGCAGGGAGAUUUCUAACUGCAGUGACCAUUGCAACUAGGACCAUAACCUCUGUACAUGAGGUGCUCACUUAAACCUCAUCCCAAAUAUGGUCAUUUCUGACUCUGAAAUCCAAGAUAGAAGCAGUUAAGAUGCAGAAUUUGAGGCCUCAGAUUAGUAGUCUGCACACCAAUGGCUAAGAUUAUGUUGGCUACUUCUUAUAUGUAACUGUGUUCUCUUGCGUCCACCGUCUGUAGCUUCCUGCUCACUCGGCGCCGCACACGCCUCUGUACUGCUAGCUAAAGAUCAUCUGUUGGUACGAAAACAGUUUGGAGAGACACUCUCCAACAAUCAGGUAAGCGGCUCUUGUUUUUAUACACUGAUCACAAGUCACUGAUACUGAAGAGCUACCCUAAAUCUUCUCUCCUCUCUCUUCUCAUUGGACAUGUUUAGUUUCUUCAGUUCAAACUGGCAGAAAUGGCCACCAAGUUGGUCGCAUCGCGCCUUCUUGUGCGUGAAGCUGCGACGGCUCUGCAAGAGAACCGACCCGAUGCUGUAUCACUCUGCUCUAUGGCCAAACUCUUUGCUACAGAUGAGUGUUUUAACGUGAGUAACGCUGCUCAUUUAUCCUCAGCACUGAACUGGCUCAUGUUAGUUUCACUUUUUAAAACUUUCCUUUUCUCCUUUUCUCUCCUUUUACUUUUACAGAUUUGCAACCAGGCUCUCCAGAUGCACGGUGGGUACGGUUACCUCAAAGAUUACGCCGUGCAGCAGUUCGUCAGAGACAUCAGAGUACAUCAGAUCCUGGAGGGUAAGAUUCUGUAUCUGUUUUUCUUCUUGUGGCUCAGACUUGUGUGAUAACUUCUGUUGUGGAAGGCUGUCAGACUUUGUUGUCAUCAAACUCACAGUUUUAUUCCUCUUUUGUUUCCGCUGAAGGUACAAACGAGGUGAUGAGGAUGAUCAUUUCUCGUAAUCUACUGUCAGAGUCCUGAUAGAUCAUCUCUCUGGACCAUGGACCAUGACGUGAAGGUCCUCUUCUCCUGUUUGUUACUGUGUGACUGAUUUCCUGAAGUGCCCUCUGUAUCAAAGGCCAACUAAAGGUGACAAAAGUCAUUGGAGGAUUUAGGGUAGACCACUAAGUAAAGUAUCAUUUUUUUCAGAUGUUGAACAAAUAUGUUUUUAUUUUUAGUCAUGAUGAUGUGUGUCCAUGGUGAAUCAUCAGUCUGUCUUGACGGUGCUUAAAUAAAACAAUAACAGAUCCAUAGAUGAGUUAUCAUACAGCACCACCUGCAGGUCGAAAUUUCUACAUAGAGAACAACUUCAAUCAAAUUGCACAUGUGACCAUUUUACACUCCAACGCCAGUAAUGAUGCAAACUUCAUGCACAUCUGAACGUGAUUAUAAUUACCGGUAGAUAAUUAGCUGAUUAGCAUCCUGAAAUCAUUAGCAUCAGUCACGACAAAGAGCUGAGGCCAGUGCAGUUAUUUGGUCACACAAGAGAAAACACACACAACGAAAUUGUCCUAUAGAAGGAGUGAUCCAGUCUGAACAAAGUGCCGCACUUAGAGGCAAAUGAGAUUCAAGUAAUGGUACUUGUAUUCAUUUUGACAGCUCAUCUCAAAAGUUUCCCUGGUGCUGCUAGUGUGGAUUAAAGAUGUAGGUUUUUUUUGCUUUCAUCAUAUAUUCAUUUUUAUUUCAUCUGAGAACACAAACGGUUGUUAUUCUGCGGCAGAUCAAAUGCGGUUUCAGUUUCAUUCUUACAAAAGUGUCCUUUCAGAUCAUAUCUAUGAUCCUUGUUACUGUGUUUUAUUUUGUAGUUUGUGAAACUAACCAAGAGAAAGCGUGCUGUUUUACGUAUCAUGGGCUAUGUGUUAAAAAUGUCACUUUAUAAAGUUUAUUUGCUAACUACACUCCAAAUAAAAUAAUCUCAACAGUCC